GGUACAUACCCACCCACCUACCCACCUAAUCUAGUGGUAACAGCGAGUAUCGUAGGCGAUGCUUCCUCCUUACCAAAUUUCGAGUUUCAAACUUCAACAUUGAAACUUUCACGAAUUCGUCCUCUUGGGACUCUACGACACCGGCGACAACGUAGUAUUACAAUUACAGCUACUUUUCUGUCGCUGUCACAUUCAAAAGAGAAAACCACAAAAUCUACUUGAUGAACGGAUCGGGUGCCAUGCAAGGAAAUGGAUCUGGGCCCGGCUCCGGCGCAAUAGCCGUUGGUCCUACGCCGGCAGGACACCAAGCCGAGCUGAACAUCAUUUACGGCAUGGUAGAAGAGCUGUCGCGUCAGCUUGCCGAGAACCGACGUGUGACGGAAGAUAUUGUGUCUGGCCUAGGAAGAGUUCGCAAUCGUGCGCGAGAGCGAGGCUUGACGAAUGAUCAGGUGCUCGGAGAAGCUGCCGAUGAAAUAUUUGCACAGGAACGCAAUGUCGAAGCUCUGAUAUCCAUCUUAUCCGAAUCUCUCGAGCGCGCCAAAAUAUCUCGCGAUGCCAACUUCAACCUCCUUACCAAUUACGCCCGCGUUCUCUCCACCAUCCUCUCCCAAUUCCACGCCUACAAGCAAAAGCACAUCGCAGACGUUUCCGCCUGGCACCACUCGUACCGAUCACAGCUAGCCGAGGCUCGAGAAGAGAACUCCCGUCUACGAGAACAGAUCUGGGAGAUGCAGGAACAUGCGGGUCGAGCCAAUCAGAUGCUGCGUGAGUUUCGCAAGAAGUACGACGAGAAUGAGGAGCGCUGGGAAAAGCGCGUUGAUGAUAAGGCCCGAAGACAAGAGAUCCGCUUCUGGAAACGCAUGGCCAUGCCUGAUGUUGCUGACACCGAGGAGGGCUACUGGAGUGACGACGACGAUAUCGUAGACCCCGCAGAGAAGGAGAGGCUAAAGGAGGUCGAACGGAAGGUUGCCGAGGCCCUUGCACGCGCGAGCAGCGCCGGUAGUCAGGGAGAAGAUUCUGAGGGAGACGGAAGUGAGCCCCAUUGCAUAUCAUCGAGCAUUAUUGGCGGCGUGCCCAUGGAGAGGGACAGGGACGGAAGCAGCAUGGUUGGAAUUAUACCGGUACCUCCGCCACGACCAUCUAGCACAGGUAGCACGGGAAGUACGGGGGCGCAAGCAGAAUAGUAGUGAUUGGUACUAAGUUUUUCACGUGGGCGUUCUUAUCGUUCGUCGCGAAGGCUUAGUUCUUCUUGGUUGAUGCUUGUAAUCCUAGACUUUAGGGCAGAGUGUAGCGGUAAAGAUGGCCUCUAUACUACUCUAAUCUCGAGGCUGAAGUUCAGGCACCAACAACGAGGGAUGAAAGAAGUCACAUGAUAAUUGAAGACGGAGAUACUAGCACGUGAGCAUGAGGCGCCUACAUAGGUAGUACACUGCCGAGGAACUCAUCCAAUCCUAUGUAGAUACAUACCUAGUAUGAAUUACCUGGUGGGAUUACUUGGCAGUAGAUGUUGGCAAUGCACUGUCAUCAGGGGUUUUUUUCUUAUAUAUUCCUUUGGUUAAAAGUCACGAUAUAUAGGUAUUUGGUGUUUGUAGGCUAGUAUCGUGAAUUAGUUCUGAAACUGGAUUACCUAUAUCAACUUAUAAGCAUCCUAGUCACACGCAAUUACAUAUGUAUGAGUGUAUUGUAACUAGGUACCUACCUACAUAGUGGCUACAUACCUAAUAACCGUGCCG
Hypoxylon fragiforme is the source of this 1733-nucleotide messenger RNA. RefSeq lists its product as uncharacterized. The record is from RefSeq and is a predicted model, not a curated record. The transcript has 3 exons. NCBI's taxonomy places the organism in Eukaryota, Fungi, Ascomycota, Sordariomycetes, Xylariales, Hypoxylaceae. Bases 222 to 1184 code for a protein of 320 amino acids.